AUGCAUCCUAUAUACAUAUUUUUAAAAGAAAAGUACCCUAGAAAAGGUCUUAUAGUUAUAUACCCUAGAAAAGGUCUUAUAGUUAUAUUAUACUUUAUAGAAGAAGAAGGAGAUCCUUCUAAAAUAUCUAUAAUAGUCCUAAGUUAUACUAUAACUUCUAUAGACUCUAAGAGCUACUUAGGCGUUAUAGACAGUUAUAAUAUUCCUUUUAGUAGAGUUAUAAAAGAAAUUAAAGAAUUAAAUACUACAGAAAAAGAAAAAGUCUUAAAGAUAAAUACUAUAGGAGACUUAAGCUUAUUUACCUUCUUAGCUAAAGAUUUAUUUAAGCCUAGAGAAGGACCUAUAGAAAACAAAGUAAAUCCUUUAGAGUAG
This is a messenger RNA of Colletotrichum navitas, 372 nucleotides long. RefSeq lists its product as uncharacterized. The record is from RefSeq and is a predicted model, not a curated record. NCBI's taxonomy places the organism in Eukaryota, Fungi, Ascomycota, Sordariomycetes, Glomerellales, Glomerellaceae. Bases 1 to 372 code for a protein of 123 amino acids. The transcript has 15 exons.